UGCCGUGCUCUGCUCUUCUCGCUUGUGCCAAGUUCCAUGCCUCUUAGAAAUUCAAAACCAAUGUGGAAACAACUUUGACGUCGGAAUGCUAUAAACUGAGGUCAGUGUGCAGUAACUGUCCGGAUGUUUUGUGGGGACCAUAACGCUGUAUUGCCUUUGAAGAUGAGACCAUGAAGCUUCGACAGCUGAAACUAGAUAAUCAGAGAGCACUGCUGGAGAAGAAGCAGAGAAAAAAGCGGCUUGAGCCACUCAUGGUGCAGCCAAAUCCAGAAGCCAGGCUACGUCGGUCAAAGCCAAGAGGUAGUGAGGAGCAAACUCCUUUGGUGGAACGUCCUACCCCACACAACGAUGUCAUCCUACAUGGCAUUGAUGGUCCAGCUGCCUUCCUGAAGCCAGAUGCUCAAGAUUUGGAAACCAAACUUCAUGUUCUCUCAGUAGGUUCUUCAGCUGUGGAAGAGGGCACUGAAGGAAGUGUUGAUGGGGAGAGUACUUUGGAUACUGCUUCCAAGCCGGAUCUUCAGGAGAUUCUCCAAAAACAUGGUAUCUCAGGUAGUUUGAACUUUGAUGAAGAGGAGACUGAUGGGGAGGAAGAAGAAGGAAAAAAAUUAAGAUCUCAUUCACCAUAUUCAGAGGCAGAAAGACCCAAUUCUGCAUCAAGCCAGAAAUCAAGCACAGAUACAGGAGCUUCUGGUAUUGCAGCCCAACAAAUUGAUAACCAGCUGGGAGAAGUGGAGAAUUUAGAGGACUUUGCAUUUAGUCCUGCCCCUCGAGGUAUCACAGUCAAGUGUCGGAUAACCAGGGAUAAAAAAGGAAUGGAUCGGGGUCUCUUCCCCACUUACUAUAUGCACUUGGAAAAGGAUGAAAACCGGAAGAUAUUUCUUCUUGCAGGUAGAAAACGGAAAAAGAGCAAAACAUCCAAUUACCUUAUCUCCACUGAUCCAACAGAUUUAUCUCGUGAAGGAGAAAGUUAUAUUGGCAAACUCAGAUCCAACCUCAUGGGGACUAAGUUUACAGUUUAUGACCAUGGUGUCAGCCCAACCAAGGCCCAAGGUCUGGUAGAAAAGGCGUAUACCCGGCAGGAGCUGGCAGCCAUCUGUUAUGAAACAAAUGUGCUUGGAUUUAAAGGUCCUAGGAAAAUGUCUGUGAUCAUUCCAGGGAUGAAUAUGAAUCAUGAACGGAUCCCAUUUCGGCCACGAAAUGACCAUGAGAGCUUGCUUUCAAAGUGGCAAAACAAAACCAUGGAGAACUUGAUUGAACUGUACAACAAGGCCCCCGUCUGGAAUGACGACACUCAGUCCUACGUCCUGAACUUCCAUGGCCGGGUCACUCAGGCGUCUGUGAAGAACUUUCAGAUAGUCCACAAAAAUGACCCUGACUAUAUCGUCAUGCAGUUUGGACGUGUGGCAGAUGAUGUGUUCACAUUGGACUACAACUACCCACUGUGUGCACUGCAGGCCUUUGCCAUCGGGCUUUCUAGCUUUGACAGCAAGCUGGCGUGUGAAUGAGAGGGACGCAGGCACUGGGCUUUCUCACUCCAGAGCUCCCAGAAGCAGAUAAUUGCCUCCCUUGCUCUUGCCCCAGGACAUGAAGAGCAACAGUCUGCCCCUUUUGGAAUAAUCCCUGGAUGGAUGGAUGGAUGUGUAUGCGUGUAUACACGUGUGUAUGUAUACAUAUACAUGUACACACACACACACACUUCUGUAGGUUUCACAGACCUGGUCAGGGAUUACAGCUUCACGUGGGUGGGAGAUUGUUCAAAGCAGAGAGGUUCUUGUUCAGAGCACACUGGUGACUCCUGAGGUUAUUGCCCAGCAGAUUCUAUGCCUCAAGAGUCAGAUUUCCUGUGCUUGGAAACUUGCAGCUAGAAUCUAGUCCUAAUGAUUAAAUACUUGGGUGUUUUUUUUUGAAGACCUUUUCAGAGAGGGACAGUUCCCUAAAUUGCCUUUAGUCUCCAGGUCUGCAAACUUUUUCUGUAAACUGUCGGAUAGUCUCUUUCACAGCUACUCAGCUUUACCAUUGUAGUGCAAAAGCAGCCAUAGCCAUUUCAUAAACGAACGAGUGUGGCUGUGUUCCAGUGAAACUUUAUUUACAAAAACACAGCAGGCCAAAUUUGGCCUGUGGGCUGUAGUUUGCCAACCUCUGUUUCAGGUAUGUCUCUAUAAUUAUGGGCUUGGGCAUCUUCCAUAGUGGGCCUUUGGUUGUGAGAUCGUAUGAGUGGAGAAUGGAUAUCCCUAGGAAGCUGCAGUCCUACAGACUGGAUCCGUAGAGGUACUUGGCUACACCCACUGUUCCACGGCCUUUACUUUGUUUUGGUGAUGAUGGUUUCUAGAGUAUCAUUUACCAUCAGAACCCGGAAACCCAAAGUCAGUGGUCAUUUUGAGUCCACACAGGUGAUUUAAUUCUGCUAUCCUACCCAACGUACCCAUGGGAGAAGGCAGUGUCUGGCACUGUACCCCCCCACAAGAGAAGAACUUAUGCUCACUAGGAAACAGAUCUAGCAUUGUGUUGUCUGUGUCGGAGGGAGUGUGUUAUUUGUUUCUUAGAGCCAGCUUGUUUUUCCCAUGGGGCUUGGAAGGUAGUGAUGUCACAGUCCCUUUCUUCCCUGGGAGCAGGUUGGCUGGCAUGAAUCUCCGUCAGAGUGGUUAUGGCCAAAUUUGUGAUCAGUGAUGUGAGAAUUUUAUAUCAUUGUUUUAAUUUCAGUUUAGGCUGAAAGCAUAAACUCUAGAGGUGACUUAGUCUAGUUAAGAUUGAGAGUAAUUUGACAGUUGCCUUCACUUUCAACCCAGGAGUGCCUCCACAGCUAUAUUACUAUGGAACCAUUAAUAUAGAGGGACACUCACACCUGUGGACCAUGUAAGAUGUAAGAGAGCAUUAUAUAUUGAAACUUACCGUUGUCAUUAUCAAGAGAGGUGUCAGGAGACCUCUUUGGUGAGGACCAGCUAGUUGGCCCUUGAGCUCUGCAGACCUUGUUGGACAGAGCUUUGGG
This is a messenger RNA of Ceratotherium simum simum (southern white rhinoceros), 2986 nucleotides long. Lineage: Eukaryota; Metazoa; Chordata; Mammalia; Perissodactyla; Rhinocerotidae. The record is from RefSeq and is a predicted model, not a curated record.